Cylicostephanus goldi is the source of this 446-nucleotide messenger RNA. The record is from the annotation of a GenBank genome assembly. Lineage: Eukaryota; Metazoa; Nematoda; Chromadorea; Rhabditida; Strongylidae.
AUGCAAGCUGUUCUGGUUGAGCCUGAGGCUGUUCUAGUUGAGGUUGAAGCUGUGGUAAUGGCGCUGAUGGUAGAGGUAGGGGCGCUGAUGGUGGCAGCGUCAUUGAAGGAGGUGCCGGCGUGGGAGGAGCCGCAUUGUACAGGAGAAGGCGGCUGUGCUGACUGUGGUAGAAUCGUCAUCGGUGCUGCUGAUGGCGGCGGAGCUAUGGUUGGUGGUGGAGGUGGUGGCGUGGGAAGAGGUUCAGGUGGUUGCAUUGCUGGCUGCAUGGCUGGCUGGACGACAGGCUGUGACACUGGUGCUGCCAUUGGCGAGCAACAAGCUUCGCAGGCAGUACGACAGUUUUUCAAGCAUAUGUUAAUACAUAUCUCAUCAGGACAUGUAUCGAAACAAGUUCGUCGACAAAUGGGUAUGCAAUUUGAUGAGGUGAGUUGUGCAGCUGGUUGAUC